AUGACCUCAUUCAGUCGUUCAGCUGCAGAAAACAGGACGACCACCGCCGUCAACAACGGCGACCUGCUGCUGCUGCUGAGGGUGAGGAUGAUGAUCCUGUUAAUGAUGAUGAAGAGGAGGAGGAUGGUGACUGCACAGAGAGAGCGCCCUGUGUGUGUGUCCUCAGCGCUGAGGAGUAAACCAGUUCAGCAGCAGGUUGUUUAUCUGCAAAGUGACUCUGCAGAACGAAGCUCGAACCCUGACCUGAGAUCAGAGUCCGCUGAGGACUUACGGGAAAACAGAACCAACUGA
Molecule: messenger RNA, 291 nt
Organism: Xyrichtys novacula (pearly razorfish)
Lineage: Eukaryota; Metazoa; Chordata; Actinopteri; Labriformes; Labridae
Source: the annotation of a GenBank genome assembly